AUGUCGGAAGAGCCUAUAAAAGUGGUUAAUUUUGAUGGUUUUAUUAGCCAUGUUAGUGAUAGUGGUGAAGAUUCGGAAGUUAUUGUUUAUGUGGCGCACGUUGUUAGCGACGAUUCCAGAAUGCGAGGAGGAAGCGAAAUGGGUGUAACACAGGAUUUAUGUCAUGUUAACAACAACGACAAUGAUUAUGGUAAUAUGUUUACAAUUCGUGUUGGUAAGUGUGUGGAGCGUGUUGCUGCAAGAGAUAUUUCAGAAAACGAAGGGUUAACAAAGGUUCGUUUAAUUGAUAAAGGAAUUGAUAUUGAAGUGGACCGAAAUACAUUAUUUCCAUCGACUUCACGAGUAAAAAUUAACAAUGAUUGUAUGUGUCCCAUUUUGGUUGUGGAUGCUGGUGAAGAACAGAAAGAAGUUGCAGCGCAAAUUACUGGACGUGAAUGUCGCUGCAUUAACGGUAAUUUGGUCGUGAUUCCAUCUGUGGGAUUUUGUGUUAAAGGUCGAUUACUGAUUUCUUAUGGAAAUGGUGGAUACGCAGAAUUGAAAGAUAUUAGUCUGAUGCCAGCAGUAGGACAAGAAGAACAAGAUUACUCAAGAUUUGCAGUGGAGGAUAUGCCACAGCCGAAUGCCAAUAUGUCACCACCGAUAGAACCUACAAGACCCUUUCGCUAUCGUUGUAAUUCGAUCACAUGCCGCAGAAAUUAUUUUGGUAAUAAUAGUGGAAGAUAUGAACGAGAAGAAUAUAGUGGCGUGGUUGAUGUAUAUGGAAAUGAAGCAUACACUAUCACUGAAAGCCGUUUUACAAAUCGUUGGAAUAAUAAUCAAUUUCACGAGAAUUCAGCGGUUAUUGAGAACGGCGUACCUUUCAAUCGUAGAAACUAUAACGAAAGCUUUCUUGCUGCUAAAUUUGAUUGUGGUCAAGAAGAGAUGAAUCAUAUGCUCAAUGUGGUAUCGAGACGUAAUGUAUCAUAUACGCAACAUUCCUUCAAAGAAUAUGUGCCACAUUUCUAUCCCCGCACAAUACGAAUUCGUUUUGACAAAAUUGAUUCGUCGUCCACUAACACCUUUUGGGCUUUCGAACCAAACAUUUUUACAACUGUCGAAAAAGUUCUUCAUGAAGGACGACAGCGUUACACUGCUUGUCCUCAAUUUGAUCUAUCGUUAGUUAACGAGUUAAGCGGAAUGGGUUGCUUGGUAAAAGCGAGUGUUGACAGCGGUUAUCGCUCCUUAUGUCGUGCUGAAAUUAUCAAAUUCGCGAACAACACACUUAGAUUUUCCGUGUAUUUGGUGGACUAUGGUUUUUACAAGUGGGUCAAAUGCGAUGAUGUAUUUGAUAUAUCAAUGAUUAGCAAGCGAGAUAAAAUCCUAUAUUUGCCAGUAGCUUUGCUUCAUUGUCGACUUGAAAAAAGUACAAAUGGAAUUCUUUUACAGCAAUUGGAAAAAGGUAGCGAAUACGAAAUUACCAUCAAAUCACAGGAUUCAGAAGGCAUUUUCAAUGUGCAUAUUAAUCAAGCUGAUAAUAAUAGAGGCGCAUUGGCAAACAUUUGUGAUUCAGUUGUGCCAGUUAAUUCUGAUAGAAACAACAAUUUGCUUGCUGCAUGGUGUUCUUGUUCAAUGCAAUUUGCUUACGAUGCAUUUGUGAAGGCUUUCCAACGAAAUAUGCGCAUUGAUGAAGCAACACGUGAAAAUUCUCUGAUGAGCACAAUGAUGGCAAAUAAUAUGACUUUCAGUAACUGGCCAAGCAUCUGUGGAUUUGGUAUUCCAUAUCCUAUGAUUAUGCCUAUAAUGAUGCCGACGAUGCCUAAUUUUGGUAGCAUAACCAACAGCUACAAUAGAGAUCGAAUUAAUGCACAAUUUGGACGAGGUGAUGAUGCGAGAAACGGGGAUCGAUUCUCAAUGAAUAAUAAUAUGCGUAAUUCAAACAGGCAAUAA
Cercopithifilaria johnstoni is the source of this 1926-nucleotide messenger RNA. The record is from the annotation of a GenBank genome assembly. Lineage: Eukaryota; Metazoa; Nematoda; Chromadorea; Rhabditida; Onchocercidae.